Neurospora tetraspora is the source of this 1642-nucleotide messenger RNA. RefSeq lists its product as uncharacterized. The transcript is spliced from 3 exons. NCBI's taxonomy places the organism in Eukaryota, Fungi, Ascomycota, Sordariomycetes, Sordariales, Sordariaceae. The coding region runs from base 377 to 1177 and encodes 266 amino acids. The record is from RefSeq and is a predicted model, not a curated record.
GGAGCAUGGUCCCCCGACCCCCUGUACACACACGCAUCCGCGCGCAUAACAGUCACGGUAGGAUGGCCCCUGUACCUUAGUCCGUACACUCGGCGAACUAGAGGUUUUUGCUUUUUGUUGUAGUUCUUAAACUCUUAAACGACUUCAUCGUCGGAGUUUUUCGUGUUUCUGGCUUUUUGUUGCUUGAGAUACCAUUUUCGUUUCGUUGAGCGCAUUGUGAGAAGCCUAUUAUCCUCCCUGGGGAACCACGGAACGGUCGUUCGUUUGUACAGAAACCGCCCGAGUACCGCUUCCAGACGUUGUUUGUUGUCUACGUUCCUCUCUCAAGUUACCAGAGCCGAGUUCGGGUCUGAGCUAGACCGCCUUAUCCAGCAAAAUGGCGAUUCCUAUGGAAAGGUUAGGCGAUAGAGCCUUCAACCACAGAACGAGUGUAGAGAUUGAGAGUGAAUAUGACCGCUUGCGCGCUGAGGCCCGGGCGGAGGGUGAUAAGAUGAAGAGAUACUAUGACGAGGCCCACCAAGCCUACGAACGCGGCGACGGCGCCGAAGCCAAAAACCUCUCCAACCUCGGCAAGAAGCACAAAGCCAAGCGGGACGCUUUAAACAAACAAGCAGCCGACUUCAUCUUCCGGGAGAACAACCACGUCGAACGAGUCGCAGCCGACACCAUCGACCUGCACGGUCUCUACGUCGAAGAAGCCGAAGACAUUCUCGAGGCGCGCAUCCGCGACGCCCAAGCCCGCGGGCAGACGCACCUGCACGUCAUCGUCGGAAAGGGAAACCACUCGGCGGGCGGGGUCAGGAAGAUCGCCCCCCGUGUGGAGCAGGUGUGUCGCGAGAUGGGACUCAACUUUGCGGCGGAGGAGAAUGAGGGGCGGAUCUAUGUUGAUUUGACGGGCGGUAGGGUCGAUGGCCUGCCGGGACUGCCGCAGCAGCCGGCGGGGUAUCAGCCUGGAGGGGGAGGGGGAGGGGGGUAUCAGUCAGAGGGAAGGCCGAAUCAGUAUCAUGGAGGGGGAGGGGGAGGGUAUCCGGGGCAGCAGCAGCAGCAGGGACAUCAUCAACAGCAACAGGGACAGCAACACCACCAGCAAGGGCAGCAGCAGAACAACCAGCAGGAGGACGAUAUUUGGGCGGAUUUGUUGGGGGCUUGUUUCAAGAAGUGCUGUGUUGUUAUGUGAGGGGUGUUAUGGCGGAUGGUGGAUGGCUUUGGGGGUUACGAGUUACGGGUUUGGGUUUAAUGUUGGGUAAUGACGUCGGAUAUGUUGGAUAAUGCUGGAUUUGAUGGUAAUGAUCUUGAGAUGAGCGAGCGAGUUCAAAAAGCAAUUUUGCGCGGUUGAAUGGAUGGCUGGAUAUCCUGUUUUGAGGGAGGGUUUCAAGAGAUACCAUUGUUGCGAGCCAAUGCUUGUGGGACAGAAGAUGGGAGAGUAGUAGCAGAGAUGAUAAGGAAUUUCGGAGAGGGUUUAACUUGCCAUAUCAACACUUGCAUCGUAUACUCGUCAGGCCCCUAUUCCUCCUAGUCAGCAGCCGAUUUGGUAGGCCUGACGAGUAUACCUAACAACUUAUUGUCAAGCCGGUUUACCAUCUUGAGUUCGUAUGUACGCACAAGGAAAGCGCGAACGAAUAAAAACAUUAGCACACAUCAU